AUGGCGACGACCGAAUACACCCUCCGGCCAUCGUUCGACUGUCCCUUCGGAUGGCCAGCCCAGCCGAGCUACCCCAUCGACCCCGUCGAGCCCACCUCCGCCGCAAGCAGCUCGCGCCCGCCGGGCUCUUCUCCCGCCCGAGCCGCCAGGAAGGAACCCUCGGAUCUCCUCCAGACUUGGGACCCCAUCUUCUCCUGCCGGCCAAGCGAUCACGACGAGCCAAUCGACCAGCUGGCAGCCCAGCUUAACAGGCUCUAUCUCGAGGCCGUCUAUCUCCCCGAGCCAUCGGCCGUCGAGCGGUUCGCGGCCCGGCUCCGGAACUCGGAGGAGGCCUUCGAGGUGGACGCCCUCCUGGGCCUCUACGAGUCCUUCAUGAUCCCCGAGGAGGCAUUGGCACGCAAGUGGGGCACAGAGAUGGGCAAGAUUGCUUGCGUGGAGAACGACGAGGAGAUCUUCCAUCUCAACGAGCCUGAGGCCUUCGCUCUCGUUCUCCAGUAUUUCUUCAACCCCGCUCAACCCGAUAGCAAUCAUACACUCGCUGGGCCUCAUCCCCCAGACCCCGCAAAGAUCUCUUUCAUCAAACCCGACUCGAUCGCCCAGCAACUCGAGAUUUGGAGCACCAGGGAGUCACUGCUCCACAAGAAGCAGCUAUCGGCCUCGCCCCGGAAGCGGAGAAAGGAGAAGAACGUCCUGGAUGAAGAGCAGGAGAAGGAGCUGCAAGAGAAGGAGGUUGUCGCUGACCUCGAGUGUCUCCUCGAGGGACUUGUCGACAAACUUGCCAUGUGGCAGAUCAUCUCUGGCCUCGAGAACAGUCUCGGCCCACCCCGGAAAUCUAACCCUCGCACCGACAGCCUCAUCCCUUCCGACACGCUCGAUCUUGAUGACGUGCAGAGGUUUUGGACUGACGUGGUCGAAGAGCACUACACUCAACACUUACCGCUCCUCAACCCGUCCUUCCGGCCCAAGCUCUUCCCGACCUCGAUCUACGACCCCUCGGCAUCUUCGUCACUAGUGCCGACCCAGUUUGACGCGACGGCGCGGGCCGGACCCGGGACGAUCCACCGGACGCCGAAUCUGAAGAAGUUAGAGAGACGGGCGGCGGCACGAGCGGGCCGACAGGAGACGGCGCAGAUGCGCCAGAACGUGAGUCCUACGAUGCGCGAGCUCACCGGCGUCGGUCCCCGCCGGCCUCUCGCCCGACCCGGCUCGCUCAGCGAGUCCCAGCUCGCCCUCCAGGCUCGCUCUUCCCGUGCCCUCUUCAACCGCAGACAGGUCACCAUGUUCAAGCCUUCCGCUCAACCUCCUAAACCAACACGCCCCAGCCUCAGCUCCUCUUUGGCCGGCCCGCUCAAUCGACCCACCCAGCUUCGCUCACUCUCACACUCCCAUCUCGCCGGCUCCAAACGCAAACAAUCUUCCCCUAAACACAGAUCUUCUGCCCUGUCCACCAACCAAUCUACACCGCGCAAAUCGACUAAAACAUCAGCCACCGCUCCGGCUUCUAGAGCAGCAACAGUCUUGGUGCCCGAUACCCCUCAAACUAACCAGCGUGUUCGCCGCUGA
This is a messenger RNA of Puccinia triticina, 1563 nucleotides long. RefSeq lists its product as uncharacterized. Bases 1 to 1563 code for a protein of 520 amino acids. The transcript is spliced from 6 exons. The record is from RefSeq and is a predicted model, not a curated record. Lineage: Eukaryota; Fungi; Basidiomycota; Pucciniomycetes; Pucciniales; Pucciniaceae.